CCUCUCUGUUUCCUGCUUUCUUUUGAGGCUCUGCUCCCAUCAAUCUCUUUUACCGCCUUUUUAGGUGAACUUUGAACGCGGAGCCAAGAAGAUCCGAUAUGGUGGGCGUCUUCCUCAAUUUCUUUUACUGGCUUUGUAGCAUCUGCUCCACCAAUUCUCUCGAGAUGGAAAGAGAAGAACCCACUCCUUCAGCAGAAGAUCCGACGUACAGGGCGUCUUCCUCGUCGACCUCUCCUAGUGCAGGUGACUAUGAAGGCGGAACCAAAAAGACGAAAGGAGAUAAUUACGAAGUGUUCUUGAGCUUUAGAGGGAAAGACACCCGCAAAGGCUUCACCGAUCAUCUCUACACGAGCCUUGUCAAUGCAGGAAUUCACGUGUUCAGAGACGACAACGAGCUCCGUGUGGGUGAGGAGAUUGGUCCGGAGCUUCUCUGCAGUAUUACGCAGUCCAAGAUCUCAAUCCCGAUUAUCUCGGAGAACUACUCUUCCAGCAAGUGGUGCCUUCGCGAGCUAACUCAGAUGUUGAAGUGCAGGAAAAGCGGAGGACAAAUAGUGCUGCCCAUAUUUUACAAAGUGGAACCCUCACAAGUGCGGCAUCUUACGGGGAGAUUGGGAAAUGCUAUCAAUGCACACAGACGGAAAUUGGACGAAAAUGUUGUGAAGGAAUGGGAAGAAGCGCUCAAAGAAGUCAGUUCCUUGAAAGGAUGGGAAUCGAAGAAAAUUGAUAAUGGGCAUGAAGCAGCACUGGUUAAGAUUGUUGUUGGGAAAGUCAUGAGCGAAUUAAAUAGAAAUUUUCAGCUAACUCUUCCCAAAGAGUUGGUUGGAGUUGAUGAUCGUGUGGAAGAGAUUAUGAGCCUGAUAGAUGCUAAAUUUACAAAUACAGCGAUUAUCGGAAUCUGUGGAAUGGGCGGCAUCGGUAAGACAACUCUAGCAAAGGUCCUGUACAACAAUCUCUCUAGUCAUUUCGAACAUCGUAGCUUCUUGACAGAUAUUCGAGAAACAUGUGCACGCAAGGGUAUUGAAUGCCUGCAAAAUCAGCUCAUUCGCGAUAUACUAGGAAGCUCCAUAUGACGUGUCUAAUGUCGAGGAGGGAAUCAAUGUCAUAAGGUCUCGCUUUACAAGUAAGAAAGUCCUCAUUGUCCUUGAUGAUGUGGAUGAUCAUACUCAUUUGAAUGCUUUGGCCGGAGACAGUAGUUGGUUUGAAGCUGGUAGUAUAGUCAUCAUAACAACUAGAAACAAGAGUAUUCUUGAGGAGGCUACGACAAGCCACAUCUACCAACUCAAAGAGUUGCGUUUGGCUCAAUCGCUGAUUUUAUUCAGUAGACAUGCUUUUCGAAAGGAUUCUCCUGAGAGCGAUUAUGAGGAUAUCUCUGCUGAUGUUGUAUCGACUACUUGGGGGCUUCCCUUAGCGCUCGAAGUUAUAGGUUCGUUUUUAUGUGGAAAGGGAAAAGAAGUAUGGAAAGAUACAUUAAAGAAAUUAAAGAAGGUGCCUCAAAAGAAAGUGCAAGAGAAGUUGAGGAUAAGUUACGAUGCGUUAGAUCGUGAGGACAAACAGAUAUUUCUGGAUAUUGCAUGUUUUUUUAUUGGGUGGCAUAAACAAAGUCCAAUUUAUAUGUGGGAUGCCUGUGAUUUUUUCCG
Messenger RNA from Rhodamnia argentea, 1637 nucleotides. Its product is annotated as disease resistance protein L6-like. Gene Ontology annotation, molecular function: ADP binding. Lineage: Eukaryota; Viridiplantae; Streptophyta; Magnoliopsida; Myrtales; Myrtaceae. Gene Ontology annotation, biological process: defense response; signal transduction. The record is from RefSeq and is a predicted model, not a curated record. Bases 99 to 1070 code for a protein of 323 amino acids. The transcript is spliced from 2 exons.